Coniophora puteana RWD-64-598 SS2 is the source of this 4056-nucleotide messenger RNA. Its product is annotated as nucleoporin. The record is from RefSeq and is a predicted model, not a curated record. Gene Ontology annotation, molecular function: structural constituent of nuclear pore; protein binding. The transcript is spliced from 20 exons. Gene Ontology annotation, biological process: protein localization to nuclear inner membrane; protein import into nucleus; RNA export from nucleus. NCBI's taxonomy places the organism in Eukaryota, Fungi, Basidiomycota, Agaricomycetes, Boletales, Coniophoraceae. Gene Ontology annotation, cellular component: nuclear pore inner ring; nuclear pore. Bases 1 to 4056 code for a protein of 1351 amino acids.
AUGGCCCCGGUCCCUUCUUUCACGCCCCCUCACGCGUUGUACUCGUCACACGCUGCUAGUUCUUUUCGCGAAUUGGCUGUUCCACCUCAGGCCAAGCCAGCAACUGUCGAUGUACCUUCGCUCCAGAAUGCGAGCCGCGUCUUGCAUGACCAGUUCGUAAAGGAUGCUCAAACAAUACCAGAGGUCGGAGACCUCUUGGCUACGCCUGGUGGUCAAUCCUCGGCUUCCUAUAGCGUCUACCCGGACGACUAUCGAGUACCUUUCCAGAGGAGAAGGCUUGUGGGUAUUCCCGAGGCAUUAUUUCAAUAUUACAACACAACCAAUGUCACCUCUCAUAUGGGUCUCAUUCCUGAAAUCGAGCGCGCGUGGGUAGCUAUUGACCAUAAACUGUUCCUGUGGGAUUACAUGGAAGGGCAAGAAAUCAGCUCGUUCGUUGACCAACCCGAUGUCAUCACGCAUGUGGCCGUUGUGAAACCCAAGCAGGGUGUCUUUAUUGACGACAUAACCUCGGUCAUGGUUAUUUGCACGCCUGUCUCUAUUCUUCUCAUCGGACUUUCGAUAAACUCUGUUACUGGCCUCAACAGCAGGUCGCACAAAGAUAUCAAGAUGUAUGCCACCGACAUGUCUGUCUCAAGCGAUGUGGAAAUGACUUCCGUUGCUGGCACGUCUGAUGGUCGAGUAUUUAUGUGCAGCUCCCAAGAUGGGUGCUUGUAUGAACUGCAUUAUCAACAAAAUGAAUCAUGGUUUGGUAAAAGAGUCCAGCUCAUCAAUCACUCCGUCGGGAGCAUGCAGAGUCUUCUCCCUCGGUUUACUUCUCCUCGUCCGGAAGAUCGAACCACGUCAAUCGUUUCAGACCCAUCUAGGGGCAUCAUUUACGCUUUAUCUGCAAAGAACGCAAUUUCGAUAUAUCGUCCGAGUGGAGACAAGGCUGUUCACCAUCUACAGACCAUUUCCAACUUACUGAAGCUUGCUCAAGAAAAAGCGCCUGGAUCAGGAGCUGUGACCCCUGCAAACUUUCAUGUGAUCACUUUGCUCCCCAUUCCUUCGACGGAAUCACGUUCGUCCGUCCAGCUCGUCGCAAUCACUUCAGCAGGUGUUCGCUUGUACUUUUCCGCAUCUACGUCGUAUGGCUACUCCAGUGCAAGUACUUCAUUAUCCUCCCCACGGCCGUUAACUUUGGUUCACGUCCGCCUCCCGCCUUCGAAUUUGCUGCACCCUGAUGAGCAAUCCAACCCUCACCGCCCGACUGCCAUUGUUACGUACGGUGCUCCUCAAAACCCAUCGACUUCCAGACCUUAUCCUAUUAGUGGACUUGAACAUUCCUGCUACAUGGAUGCUCUCACAGUAUCUGCUCAACCUGGGGAUACGGAUGGCACCGACUUCUUGCUUUGCACUUCCCCAGAUUUGACCCGAAUUGGUUCAUUCGGUCAACUUCAACAUCAAGCACCCUCACAGCAGGCUCCCUAUGGCGGGCCUACUUACGUGACCAACACCAAUCAACGCCCCCCUUUGACUGAGAAUGCGACACUUCUCUCUAUUCCAGGACGCACUUGGGCCAUGGCACCCGUACCUCAAAUUAGUCAAACAUUCGGCUCAUCAGCCCCUUCACCAGCUGUAGCCAACGAACUCGCCUUCCAGUUUUCAGAACACCCACGCCAAUUUAUGAUACUGACGAAUGUAGGCAUUACGUUCCUCGUCAAACGGCGAGCGGUCGAUUGUCUCCGGGCGAUCCUGGAGGAAGUUCGUACAGAUGGCGCUGUCCAACCAUUGAUUGAAUUCCGAGACAGUUAUGGAAGAGAUCAAACAUGUGCAAUGCUGCUUGCUCUUGCCUGCGGGAAUACAUAUCUGGACAUCAGCGACCAAUCUAUGGGAUUACUCCAAACAGUCAGUUCAGACUUGGCAAGCGUUGCAAAGCAGGCAUUCUACGACUUUGGAGAACGUCCAAUUUGGACAGAACGAGUGACUUAUGGUACAGCUGAAAGCUCUGGCACCGCAAUUUUCAGCGGACGAAGAGAGGGGUUGGCUUUGUACUUUGCCAGGCUUGUAAGGCCGUUCUGGAAGGAAAAGUUAACUACUUCAAGGUCUACGGGCUUGCAGCACCUCAAUGUUUCCGAAUCAGUCCUCGUCACCACCCAAAAGAAUAUGAUUGCCCUGAAGGAUUUCCUCGAUCAAAACCCACAUUUAUUCCAUUCCUCUCCGGGAGACUUGACGGUUGCUCGGACUCCUGCCGGCAACGAGCAAGAAGCCUGGAAGGCAGAGCAAACGUCCGUCGCUCAGUUGGUCUUACUCUUGACCCGUUCAAUCGAGGCUAUCUCCUUUGUUCUUCUUCUCAAUGAUUACAAUCUCGGCGAGUUGAUAUCUCAGUGCGAGGAAGGGUCCCGCACACGAAUCACGUCGAUGACGUUCGAAGAACUCGCCACGGCUCAGGACAGCGUCGCUGUAUCACGCGCUUUGAUUAAUGUCAUCAUUGACCAACAGAUAGGGCAACAGCUCAGUGUCGACACAGUGAGCGAGGUCUUACAGCAAAGAUGUGGCUCUUUCUGCAGCACCGAUGAUGUAAUGCUGUACAAAGCACGCGAAAAUGUCCGCAAGGCAAUUGAAAGUCGCACUCCUACUGAGUGGCAGACCUGGCUAGGGGAAUCAUUACGACUCUUCACGAAGGGGGCACGCACUUUAGAUCUUCCAAAAGUUGAAGAAAUCUGCAAUGACUAUCGACAGCUCGGAUACGCUAAAGGUGUCAUCGAAUUUCCUCUGAUCUGUGCGCAGGUGCAGGAUGCAGAUAACUUAGGAUUCGAUUACUGGCUUGCUGGCUGCCCUUCAAAUGACCCUCGUUCUGAACUCUAUCAGCGGCGUGAGCAAUGCUACAGGCUCAUUCUCCACUCCUUAGAAGUGUUUGAGAAGAGGGCAACGGCGGGUGAGAGUUCUGGAAGUAAGGAGGAUCCGGAAACAAGCAAAAACCAUGCAUAUGAGCUUGCGUUCGCGAGCGAGGAUGAAAUGUUCCACUCUACACUAUAUGACUGGCUCAUUGAACGUGGUUUGGUCGAUGAAUUAUUAACAAUGCGACCUCCAUUCCUUGAGGCACACCUGAAACGAGAACCUACCACAGUACAGAAGUACCAGCUACUUUGGCAGUUUUAUGUCAAGGAUGGGCAACCACUUCGAGCUGCUGAAGUUCUGGCAAUUCUAGCCGAGUCUCCAAGCGACGAUCUCACGUUAAGCGCUCGCUUGGAGUACCUUACGCUUGCUGUAGGUAACGCAAAGUCCCACCCCAUCACUGUCGGCAACAAACAUGAAACCGCCAUUGCCUUCCUGACCGAUUUGGAGGAGAAACUUGAUGUUGCGCAGGUGCAACUCGAGAUAUAUCAGACCUUGCUGCCUCAUGCCCAUGACCCCGGUGAAGCCGGUGAACAAAUACGUCUCCUGGACAAGGGCCUUCUGACCAUCACAGAGCUAUACCAAAUGUAUGCCGAGACAUUUGAUCUGCCUGUCAUGAAGCUCCUCAUCUUACACGUUUCGGAGCACCGAGACGAGCACAUCGUUCUCCCUAUCUGGAACCGAAUUUUUGAGGAUGCUGUCGAGGCCGGGGCCGACGGUCAGACAAAUGCAGACCACAUUAUCACAGGUGUGGUUCCCCUUGGUCAACGGUUCUAUCCGUCGGAAAGCGCAUUCCCCCUUCGGCAUGUUGCUGCUCUCCUAGUUAAGUUUUCGCUUGCUCAGAAAGGGGCAUUACCCCAUGGAUGGACGCCUCGCGUCCUAGUUCAAUGUAGUGUGCCGUACACGGAGAUAUGGGAAGUAUUACAUGAGAUGUAUGAGUCGCAUAUCCCACCCUUCAACGAGCAAGCUAGCGUACAGGCGAUCUCCUCGGACAUAGCGGUCCUUUUCAAUGACUGGCUCGAGGAGGCAAGACGGCCACAAUCCUCAAUUGCACGAAGAGAAUUCCCUGUGGGACGCAUUGAUCUUGCAAUUGACCAAUACUUGUCGGAACUCGAGCCCAGUCGCACGGAAACCAAGACAGCGUAUGAGAACGUCAAGCGCCAGCUCCGACGAAAUUGGUGA